Messenger RNA from Spea bombifrons (plains spadefoot toad), 2667 nucleotides. It is a transcript of the gene FBXO43, whose product is annotated as F-box protein 43. Gene Ontology annotation, biological process: regulation of mitotic nuclear division; negative regulation of meiotic nuclear division. Lineage: Eukaryota; Metazoa; Chordata; Amphibia; Anura; Pelobatidae. The record is from RefSeq and is a predicted model, not a curated record. The coding region runs from base 250 to 2307 and encodes 685 amino acids. Gene Ontology annotation, cellular component: nucleus. The transcript has 5 exons.
UGGCGGGCAGUUUGAAUUUAAGUGAGGGAACGGAUGGCUUGUGGCACGCGUACCGUGGCCAACCGUUCCCAUGGCGAAUAGCCUGGCUCAGGGAUUGGCGUUGCCAUAGGAAAUGUGGAAAGUGCCAUUGGUAGUAAUAAUAAAUCUCUGCAGGGCUUUUCAUCGUCUGGUGACAGGCGGCAGGGAUCAGCUGCCAUACUGUCUGUCACUGUACCGGUGUGUGUUUGUCUUUAUCUCUGAUUUCUUCUUAUGGAGGCGGGAUGUGGCCCUGGCUGCUGGGGCUUCUUCUGUGGAGUGAAGGCUUACAAUAGGAAGAAACAGGACAUGGCAUCAAACAGGGCAACCUUGGAAUGCCUUCCUAGGAAUAUAACGAGGAGAAUAAAUGAAGGGAAGAUGCAGCAUGGCUAUGCAGACACUUCCUCCUGUGUAUCCCAGGACAGUGGAUAUGACUCUUUAAAGUCUUUCAGCCCUCAUUGCGGUGAAAGCAGCAGUAAGUCUCUGGGAAAAACAAGUCUGACACACGAAUGUGAGAACUCUGAGAAUAUAGACCCUACUCUGGUGCUCUCUCCGAUCAGCGGGGAGAGAGCAUGGGAGCCAAAACAGAUGACUUCAGGAAUUUAUGAAACUCCACGAGUUAUUAAGAGAGACUUUUCCCUGCGCAGGAGACUUCUUCUUUCUAAAGCCACAUCUGGUGGUAACUUAGAUUUUGAUGCUUUGGACUGUUCAGCAAAGAGUUCUGAAAGGAAGAAAUCUCUUCAGCGGUGUCCUACCUUUGAAGACCAUGUUUCAAAGGCUUUUAGUCACUCUCCAAGAGAUCCUACAUACAAACCAAUCGCAACAAGCACUUUAAAAGCCGACGCUGAAUCAGGAACUUCGUGCAAAAAGUGGAGGCUGUCAUUUGCUCAGCAGAGGACAUCGACCUUCGAUGAUUCUAAAUGUGACGGUGUUCCUUUCCCAGAAGUAGAAAACCUAUCUCCGGUCCAACAUUCUUCAGACAGUGUGACUGACGAUAGCAUUCUGAGCAUUAAUGAAGAAAACCUUACUGAAUUACCCGAAACUCCAAUUUGUAACCUAAUUUCUAGGGCAAAAGAAGAAUUUCAGACUCCUAUUAGCAGUCUUGUUGCAAAGUUUAACUUUGAUUUAUGUACGCCUACUGGCCCUGUAGCAGUUGACCUUGAUUCCUCUGCGGCAGAGGACAGCGCGUUUCACUCUCUCAGCUUUGAUAAAUCACAAGACUCUUUAACCGAUCAUGAGGGCUCUUUCCAAGAGUUGAUUCAAAAACAAAAGGAGACCCCAAAGGCAGUUCAGAAUAAAAAUCGUCUAAGGAAACUAGAGCGAUGUAAAAGAUUAUCUACACUUAGAGAGAGGGGCUCACAGUCAGAAGUAGAAGAAGAAUGGGCUGAAACGCAACUCUUGAGUUUCGAAUACAAGUCAAAAGUGGCAAGAGAGUCAGUUGAUGAAGAAGUUGAAUCCAGCCUUGAUGAUUGCAGGGAGGGCUCUCUUCUAAAGAUUGAAGAUUUGACCGGGACACCUGCCUUGCGUAUAGUCCGUGAGAUGUUUGUCCGAAGCAGCCAUAAACGGAAACCACAUGCAUCGGUGCAAGAUAUCUUGGGAAGCCUGGAUAGUUCUGAGCUGUCAGACGAUUCCCUUACAAGACUGAUCGGCAGGAAAAUGGGCUUAGAAAACCUAGAUAUUUUAGCAGAAUUGAAAUACAGAAAUUUGAAGCAUGUAAUUGCUUGUAUAUUUGACUCUUUAAAUGUAGAAAGUCUAUGCAGCGUUUGGAAAGUCAGCAAAGAGUGGCGUGAAAUAGUAGUUCAAGAUAAAAGUGCGCAUCAGAGAAGAAAGGUAUUCCUGAAAAAGCAGAGAGCUGAAGCACAGGAUGGGCGAUCACUGUCUUCAGAAGAUGCUGCAACCAGAUUAAACCUUUUAAGUCGCUCUGCGUUGAAAUGUGUUCAGGCACAGGCAAGGUCUUCUUUUCAGACGCCAAACUCUACUUUCACUCCAAAAGACACAAGUGCCAUCGCUCAUUCAUCAAGAAAACAACAAGAGUAUGUUAAGGUAGCCAAAACGCUCUUUACAGAUGAAGCAUUAAAGCCUUGCCCACGAUGCCAGUACCCUGCAAAAUACCAGCCGCUGAAGAAGCAAGGCACGUGCAGUAGGAAAGACUGUGGGUUUAACUUCUGCGGUCUGUGUCUGUGUGCUUUUCAUGGCUCAAAAGAAUGUGGUGGUGGUUCUGCAAAGAGAAUACACAAAAAGGAUGCACCUCCUGGUAGUGCCCAGAGUAAGCGGAACCUCAGAAGACUCUGACUUCUCAUCUUGGGACCCUUUUUCCAGUUUUUAUCCGUGUCUUGGAGGACAAUGGUGGCGUACACAUCUGACUGACUAUAUGUUUUUUAAUUUAUAAUGUAAAGGACCGCAAUGCAUUCAGCUAGACACACUGCUGCAGAUCAGGGGCAUAUAACACAAUUAAUGCAUUUCAUGUAUAGCACUUGUUACUGCUCUCUCGCGUCUGGGUGUUUUUAGCUCUGUAUAUUGUAUCAGCAUAUUUAAAUGAUCUCUCGUUUAUUUUGUGUACAUACAUUAACUUGCACAUAUUCUGUAACUUGUUUUUAAUGUCUUGUUUUUUUAUAUAAUUUUAUUGAAGUCUAUUUUUAAUAAAAAUAUUUU